GAUCCUUAUAGAUGCAACGUAAUCAUUUUUGAAAAUGGAACGUUUUUAUUUACGUUUUUUAUGUAAUGAUUUAUUGUUAUUUCAUACUGAAGCCCAAUAUGUGAUCACAUGACACAAUACUCAGAAUCUGUGUUCCGUUUUUUUCCUUCUGUUUUCAAAGGGGCGGAAACGAUGCUGCGUGCUUGAGUGUUUGAUAGCGGCAAACGCAGCUCAUCGUGCAGUCACUACUGGUUGUCCUCUAAUCUGGUCUGUUCCUGUCCGCUUCAAUGAUUAGAUUGAUACGUUAAUAUUUAGAUGGACUGAUGGUGAUGAUGCUGGGGUCAUGAUGGAUAAUAACAAAGCGGUCUGCAGCAGCAGCACGUCGGGAAUGGAGCAUCCGUACAGGAGCAUGCAAUAAUGGCCAGCGAUGAUCCGCUGUAGUGCUGGACAGGAGGAUGACAGAAAGAGGAAACCAUGGAGAAAUACCUUCCCAAAUAUCUCCCAUUCUUCACUCUGCUGGGUCUGUCAGGACUCUUAUUCUUGCUGUGGAAUAUCACCUCACUGGAAGGCUGGAACUGUCAGACAGUAUCUACCUUCUAUCAGCUUCAGAACAGCGUCCAAUCAGUCUUAAAGACCUCUGAAUAUUUUCUACCGGUGGAGUUUAACUACUCCUUCUGCGCCCACCUCGGCCAGGAGCCCACUGCAGAGGAAACCAGGGAGGAGAGCUAUCUUCUCAAAUCCAUUGCCUGGCCAGAGCCGUCGAUCUUAGGACUGCCGUUGCGUCAAAGUACCGAUCCUGCACAGAGCUAUUAUAAGAUUCAAGACCCUGGAGAUCUGCAGGUGGGUGGGCAGCUUGUAGUGAAGAUACAGAUGCAGAACUUUUUGGGUCAGCCCAAAAAACACGGAGGAGACUUCCUUGUUGCACGACUUCACACGCCAGAACUGGUGGCAGGUGUGGCUGGAAGAGUUCAUGACCACAAUAAUGGAAACUACACUGCAUUUUUCCCGCUCCUUUGGGCAGGUGUUGCCCAGGUGGAAGUGACUAUGAUUCACUCCAGCGAAGCUGUGAUGGUCCUCAGGCGAUUGAGAGAGGAGCAGUCGGACCGAGUGUUCUUCAAGAGCCUCUUCCGCUCAGGGUACCUCUCUGAGACCACUUUAUGUAAUUUGUGUUUGCCGCACAAACAGCAGCCGCUUUGCAACUACACAGACCCCCAGACUGGAGAACCCUGGUUCUGUUAUAAGCCCAAGAUGCUGGACUGUGAUACACGGAUUAACCACUCAAAAGGAGGGUAUAAGAAACACCUUCUCACUGUUUAUGAGUCACAGUUCUUCCAAAGUGGAGUAAAUAUCAAAAUUCCAAUACAUUCUGCAGGAGUGGACAAUGUGACUGUUCAACCUGCUAAAGUACAAACCAAAGGGAUACACCUUGAAUUCACUCCUUCUGGUUACUACUACCAAGGAUCAUGGAGACCAUUGAGUGGGGUCGUCAUGCGUCCGUUUAAUAGCUCUACAGCCAUAACACAAUGUCUACGAGGGAAAAUGCUGUACCUGUAUGGAGACUCCACUGUGCGACAGUGGUAUGAGUAUCUCAUUGCCCAUGUUCCAGAGUUUAAGGAAUUCAACUUUCAUAGCCCGAAGAAUGUUGGCCCGUACAUGGCAGUGGACAGCAACCACAACAUACUAUUGAGAUACCGCUGCCACGGACCACCGAUCCGCUUCACAUCCGUGUCCUCGGCUGAGAUGCACUAUAUCUCUAAUGAGCUGGACGGCUUGCGAGGGGGCUCGGACACAGUGGUCCUUAUUAGCAUCUGGUCGCAUUUCAGCACUUUCCCAGUGCAGGUGUACAUACGGCGUCUGCGCCACAUCCGCAGAGCAGUGAUCCGGCUGCUGAAUCGAGAACCGGCGACUUUGGUACUGAUCCGCACGGCCAACCUCCAGGUACUAGAUCCGGAGUCCAGCUUGUUCAACAGCGACUGGUUCUCCCAACAGCUUGACGCAGUACUCCGAGCCAUGUUUAAAGGUCUGAACGUCCAGAUGGUGGACGCUUGGGAGAUGACACUCGCCCACCACCACCCUCAUCAGCUACACCCUCCACCUGACAUUAUAUCAAACAUGGUUAACUUUAUUCUUUCGCACAUCUGCCCAGUGAAGAGAAAGAGAAGGCGAGGCUAAACUUCUCAAGCAGUAUUGACGGGCAGUUUGAGGAACUGAUGAGACUUAACCACUUAGUGGUUAUCUUCCGUACCUCUGUGUGUGGGAUCACCUCAUUUGCUAUCUGUUCAGCCAUUGUUUGCUAUCUGUUUGGGCUUGAAAAUGUUUAUAAUUAUUUUGCUGGCAAUAUUAAAAUGCAAAAACACCAUAAAGCAAACAGUGAAUGUAGCACUUUAUACUUUCAUGGCAAUAUCCUGAGGUAUACAGAAUCUUUAAGUUUAAACAUUUUCUAACGAGAAUAGAUUAUUCCCUCAUGAAACAUUUGUAAUUAUAGAGAAAAAAAAUCAUACAGGGUUGGAACGACAUGAGCGUGACUAUAUGAUGACAGGAUUUAAAUUUUUGGAUAAACAAUUCUAAAUAACACAGCCAUACAUUAAGGCUGCAGCUGUAUAAAAAUGAAAUAUUAAAUUAUUUAUAUAUAAAGUGGUUUGUGACAGAAAAAUAGAGAACUACUGAAGAAUUAUAUACAGAAGUUAUAUAAGAGCAAUAUGAACUAUAAGUGCAAGCACAAAUGCUUCUGUGCCUUGGUAAAUAGAUUGUGUUAGCUGGUCAUUUUCUGUAUCUGUCCAGCUGACAUGUGGUCAUGUAACAAAAGUAUGAAGAGCAUGCAGCUUGCUUUUUGUUUUUUUUGGGAUCUAAGGGGUAUCCGGUGUCAUCCAGAGAUAUAAAUUAUACUAAGUCACUUAUCUUUGUUACUGUAUAAGUAUUAACAUUAGUAUUAACUUUGUCUGUUAUGCCCUUGAUACUUUUUAAUUGAAUUUCUCCCAUUCUGCAUUUACCUCUAAAAGAUCCAAAAAUAUAUACAAUAGUUAUACCAUAUGUUCUGUCUGUUCUAUGUUAUGUAUGCUAAUGCAAUGUAAAAGACGUUUACACUCCAAAAAUGGUAAUUUAAAUUUUUUUUGGAAGAGUUGUUUACAGUCAGUUCAUGUGCCUUAUUUAACACUUACUGUUUUAGAGUUCAUUUGUUCUGUUCCAUUUUUAUGUGUUUUACAGCUGUGAAACUGGGUCUCUGCCCAAGGGUUCCUAGUGUUUUUCUGUUUGUUUGUUUGUUUUGCAAUGACAAAGGAAGUUCUUAAAAUUCUUCAUGCGUCCAGUGUUCAUGACUCACCAAAAUAAAUGAAUUCGUCAGCGUCCAUUGUGCUUUUGUCUGAAUGUCUUUUGUCUUUUGAAUGAUCUCUGGCACUGCAUAUGAGUAAAUUGUUCUUUGAUGCAUUAAGGAAAUUAUAUAAAAGAUUAAAUUAUUAUAAUAAUAAGUAAAUGCAUUUUGUAAUAAAUCUAA
Labeo rohita (rohu) is the source of this 3469-nucleotide messenger RNA. RefSeq names its product neurexophilin and PC-esterase domain family, member 3 (gene nxpe3). The coding region runs from base 454 to 2151 and encodes 565 amino acids. The transcript has 6 exons. Lineage: Eukaryota; Metazoa; Chordata; Actinopteri; Cypriniformes; Cyprinidae. The record is from RefSeq and is a predicted model, not a curated record.